This is a messenger RNA of Cuscuta europaea, 1970 nucleotides long. The record is from the annotation of a GenBank genome assembly. Lineage: Eukaryota; Viridiplantae; Streptophyta; Magnoliopsida; Solanales; Convolvulaceae.
CCACGAAAUAACCCAAAAACAACACAACUAUGUAGAUGGAAUUACAACACUUCUUUUUAUUGGUUCCUCAAGCUCAUUCAUCUAGUAAUACGCAUUAGUCAAAAGUUAUAAGAAAGAGGAAUGGGAUGGAAAACAACGAACAUGAAUGAUCACAAAAUACAACCUUCAACAGCACAAAGACUACACAUCACGUACAUGUUCAAUGACAAUUGCUCAAAAUGAGGAAAUCAUUAAUACCGACCUUACACAAGAUAUGAAGAAGAUGAUAUUGAGAGGGGCAAUUGGGUUUAACCACCAAUUGCCACUUUCAAACCUCACAAGUAAAAAAAAAACUCAAUCAACUCCACCAUUGAUGCACUGCAACUCCCUCCUCUCUCAACCGUCCAUGUAAUUCCAAGCAUUGCCAAUAAGCCCUCUGCCUCGGCCACUUCCCCUCUUCUUCAGCGCCUUCGUCCCACUGGAAUUUGCACUCUAAAAACAACUCAUCUAUCAGGCAAAUUGUAUGUUUCCUCACCAACUCCUCUACCACUUUCUCUUCUGCCUUCAUCACAACAUAAUCCUCCUCCUUCACAGUGUUUCUCAACCAACUAGACACCCCAUAUCCUUCUUCCUUAGAACCAUCAACAGUUCUAACAUCAAUCCCGUAAAAAUCGAAUCGUUGACCCUUUAGAGGGUAAUUCUUGACAAACCAUUCUUCUACACCAUUCCUAUCAUCAGAAAUGAAAACCCUUCGCGGGUAAUUCUCUAGGGAGUCUCCCAUCAAAUCAGGAAGGAACUUCAUUUUUGCCAUGCUUGAUUUUGCCAAUACCUUUCUGGGUGGUUCCAGCAACACGUCCUCCAAGUCUUUCAAUGCUGCUUUCUUAGCCUCCGGGGUGCUCCCACAAACUAGAUGUGUUUUUCUUGAAUUUCUGGCGACUCCAUUUUUCUUCAUUGCCACUAUCGUGCUCUCAAAUUGCCGGAGGUACACGAUCCUAUAGUCUGUAGGGUGCAAUAGCUCAUCAGAGGGCUCAUUGCUCAAUGGGAUGAUCAUAAUCCCCCCAGUCUUGAGAAUUCGGUCAAUAAACUUGACAUUGCGGAAGCUUGAUCCAAUUGCGAAAUCAAAGGACUCUUUCGGAACGGAUUUUACUGGGUCUGAAUCAGACUCAAUCACCCAUUCUAUUUCUUUUUCGUUCAAGAAUUCCAAAUCCAAAUCUUCAAACAAAUCACCAUAGCCAGAACUCACAAUGAGGCCCUUGUGGCCCUUACGGAGAAGCCCCUCGUCUGUCAAAUCUCGGAAAAGACUAGGCAGCAUGGAGAAAUCGCCCCAAUCAGGACUUAAAUCAUAAGAAUCAUUGGGAGCAUUAUGCGAACCUCUCAUCACCGACCCAAACAAAGUCAGAGUGAUUAGAACCACAGCUACGAACAGGGAGCGAGACAUUAUUCGCAGAACCCGGGAAUCCGGGAGUUUGAUUAUCAACAGGGCAUCUGGGUUCACCGCUAUGCCAACCCCAUAAAAGCCAUUAGUUCUCGGCUUCAUGAAGCGGCGACUGCUGAAGCGGCAUCUACGAGCCAAAUCCAUUCUCAGAGACAAUAAAUCAAAUGCUUCAGCUACACUCAGCCAGGAAGCAACAGAUCGGCAAAAGAAGAUUUUUUUUAUUCGCCAAUCUGGAAAUUCGGAUCUGUAGAGCCUACGGUAACUUGGACUGUCCACGCAGAGAGAUAGAGAGAGAGAGAGAGGAGAGGAGAGAAGCUAUCCAACAAUGGCGAAUGAGGAAUGUCAAAGAAGAAGAUUUAGCGAGAGCAAAACCUGGCAGCGGUGUGGUUUCCACCCACGAGGGCAACACGGGUGCAUCUAACAAUGCUCCAAAGGGAAAACAGUUCCCUGAUUCUGGCAAACUCCAUGCCUACCCUCUCUUCCCCCCAACUCCAAAUGAUCAUGCGAAUUUCACAUGGUUAGGCAGAGCGUGAAGUAGAUUGGAAACAGUUGAUCU